This is a messenger RNA of Cajanus cajan (pigeon pea), 700 nucleotides long. RefSeq names its product ribosomal protein L30 family protein. Gene Ontology annotation, molecular function: structural constituent of ribosome. Gene Ontology annotation, cellular component: large ribosomal subunit; mitochondrion. The record is from RefSeq and is a predicted model, not a curated record. Lineage: Eukaryota; Viridiplantae; Streptophyta; Magnoliopsida; Fabales; Fabaceae. Gene Ontology annotation, biological process: translation.
GGUGAAAACUGUGCGUUUCGUUAGUUGGGUGCGUUAGGUUAGGGGUUUUCGAUUUUGAAGUAUUGGUAGCAGCUUGCAACAGAACAGAGCCAAACACUUGCAUCGGUGGUUGUUCUUCGCUCACGCCUCACGCUGAAGGCAUGAAUGCGUUCAAGGCAUACAAGGCCUGUGUGCCAAUUGCUUGGAGCCCCAAUCUCUAUAUAACACUGGUGAGGGGCAUUCCGGGAACCAGGAAGCUACAUAGGCGCACUUUGGAAGCACUUCGCCUGCGCAAAUGCAAUCGAACUGUCAUGCGAUGGAACACACCUACAGUUAGGGGAAUGCUCCAACAGGUCAAGAGGUUAGUUGUUGUCGAGACAGAGGAAAUGUACAAGGCCCGCAAGCAGAAGGAGCAAGCACACCGAGCUAUUCGUCCUCCAUUGGUCAUAAGUCACAAACCUCCCUCGCUCACUGAUGCUUUAUAAAGUCUUCUGUUUUCUUAAAAAUAUUAUCUUCUUGCUACUAAAACUAUCCAGCGCCAUUGCUUAAAGCUUUGGUCUCAGAUUGAUAAAAUCUUGCUUUGAAGGUCAUGUCAGAGUUGAGUUUAUGAUUGUGUAGUGUUUUUGACUUAUAACAUUAGUCAAAUUCAGGCCUCUGAUUAUGAAACCUGCCUAUCUAGGGGUUAAUAUAUUUAUAUCUUCAGUUUGGGAAUCAUUUGAUU